This is a messenger RNA of Sphenostylis stenocarpa, 1179 nucleotides long. Lineage: Eukaryota; Viridiplantae; Streptophyta; Magnoliopsida; Fabales; Fabaceae. The record is from the annotation of a GenBank genome assembly.
AUGGCUGAGAUGUGCAGUGCAAUAGAUCUGGACUAUAAUGAAACUGGUAGUAAAAAUAAAUAUUUCGAUAGUUUGACAGUACCACUUUCAACGAGCUCAAUGGCAACGGGAGACCAACACAACCACAAAGAUAACAAGGAGCAGCUUCGACCACUCCUUGUGUUUGGUCCUCCAACAAUCUUCCCAGUUUUUGAAGCUCAAAACUUUCACAACUACCGUUUCCUUAAAGCUUUCUCCUCACAAGUCCCUCUCCGUCAGUUCCUCACCGAGCAAAAAGUUGACCCUUCAUCCAUUCAAGCUAUAUUUUGCAACCCUGUACAGAAGGUCUCAGCAGAUGUCAUCCGGCUUCUACCCUCACUCCGCAUCAUUGUGACCAGCAGCACUGGAACCGAUCACAUAGACUUGGUUGAGUGCAGCCGCCAUGGUAUUCAGGUUGUCUCUACUGCAGGAGAUCAUGCCGGGGAUGUUGCUGAUAUGGCUGUGGGGUUGUUGCUUGAUGUAAUGUGGAAAAUUUCUGCCGCUGAUCUACAUGUUCGGAAAUGGGGUCCUUCUAUGCCCUUGAAUCUUUCUUUUGGUUCCAAGGUACUGCUCAUUCUUCUGCUUGUUCAAUCUAUGGGUGCUCUUUACAUAGCAUCAUUCGGCUUUGUGUUUCAGCUGAAAGGAAAGAGAGUAGGGAUUGUUGGAUUGGGAAAAAUUGGCACAGCAGUUGCUAAAAGGCUUGAGGCCUUUGACUGCAGAAUUAUGUACAAUUCAAGAAACGAGAAGCCAUUUGUUUCUUACCCCUUUUAUUCUAAUGUUGUUGAGCUUGCUGGUAAUAGUGACGUCCUUGUGCUUUGUUGCUCAUUAAAUGAACAAACGCGGCACAUAAUCAACAGGGAAGUGAUGUUGGGUUUGGGGAAAGAUGGAGUUAUUAUUAAUGUUGGCCGUGGAGCUCUAAUUGAUGAAAAGGAAUUGGUGCGGUGUUUGAUGGAAGCGGAGAUAUGGGGUGCUGGCUUGGAUGUGUUUGAGAAUGAGCCUAAAGUUCCCAACGAGCUCUUUGCAUUGGAUAAUGUCGUCCUCUCCCCACAUGCUUCUUCAUUUACUUCAGAUAGUUUCACUGAAUCAUGCAAACGUUCAGCAGAAGCUCUAGAAGUGUUCUUUUCAAGUAAUAUAUCGAGUACUCCACUCUUGGAUGACUAA